This is a messenger RNA of [Torrubiella] hemipterigena, 1047 nucleotides long. The record is from the annotation of a GenBank genome assembly. NCBI's taxonomy places the organism in Eukaryota, Fungi, Ascomycota, Sordariomycetes, Hypocreales, Clavicipitaceae.
AUGGCUGAUUACGAGCUCACAGUGGCUCAAGUGUAUGCUGCUGCUAUUAGAGAGCGCAUAGAAGAGCUAGAGAACCUAGGCCCGCUCGCGGAGGUCGUACACCCACGACGCCUACAAGAUAUCAAGGCGUCUCCGCACUACAACCCUCUAGAGAUUUCAGGAAACCGAUUAGAUCCGGAGCUACAUGUCAAAGGCGCACGGCUCGGCCUUGUAGCACAAGUGGCUGGUCGGCAUGGCUUAGACGGAUGGGAGCAUUUCGCUUUUGAUCGAUCCUGGAUUACCUUUGAACUUUGCGUUCAUAAGAAAGGCAGCUAUAGAGGUGGCAAAAUCUCUUUUAUUCUCUGGGAUGUUCUGUGCAUGGGCAAGUCGGUUGGAAAUAUUAUAAACCCAGACAAGCAUGGGACAAGGCCCCCAAUUGAACAGGCCCACGAAUUUCGCAUGUUUCUUAUGCUGUUUAUUCUUGCGGAAGCCGACUCUAAGAUUCGCGAGCACGUUGUGGAUACGGAGAUGGAAGCUAUUCUUACGGACCUGGAUACUAUUGCUGAGUGGGAGGGUACAGAAUCCCUCGCGCCAACGAGAGAACCAAUCCUUGAAAACUGGAACCACGAACUGUUCAAUAGAGCGCGCCUUAUUGAUACUAUGCUGGACGUCCCACGACCAGAACCAGAUAUACCGCUAGGACAACCUGGGAGGGUUGUCGGUAACGGCUCCGUGAUCCCUACCUCUUUUGCCGCUGCGGGACUUCAAGGGUUCAUCAACAGUUAUAAAGGUUGGCACGGAGGGCGACAGCUAAUGACAUUUAUCGACAACAAGUGGCUCGGCCUGGGUGCUGUUACAGUCCUACCUGGUGACGAGCUGUGGUUAAUUCCUGGACUAGGUGCUCCAGCCAUUCUGCGACCGCUUCCGCGAGAUGCAACUGAGAUUGGCCCGCACAGAUAUAACUUCUUUGGUGCAACGUAUAUCUACGCCUGUAUGGGCUUCGAAGAAAUUAUAAAGGACCACGUGGGGGAAGAUUAUCUUGGUCUAGAAGAGAACACCGUGCCUUGA